AUGAAAACAAUGGUAGCCAUUAUUGGAGUUAUAAUUGUGUCCUGUGUGCUCCAUACAUCCGGAUUGCCUUUGUUCAAAAAUAUACUAAACGAAAGAUCUGUUGAAUAUGGCGGAGAAUCAGGAAAUGGAUUUAAAAACGAAAGAGCAGUAGGAUAUGGCGGAGAAUCAGGCAAUGGAUUUCUAAACGAAAGAUCUGUUGAAUAUGGCGGAGAAUCAGGAAAUGGAUUUCAAAACGAAAGAGCAGUAGGAUAUGGCGGAGAAUCAGGCAAUGGCUUUCUAAACGAAAGAUCUGUUGAAUAUGGCGGAGAAUCAGGAAAUGGAUUUCAAAACGAAAGAGCAGUAGAAUAUGGCGGAGAAUCAGGCAAUGGCUUUCUAAACGAAAGAUCUGUUGAAUAUGGGGGAGAAUCAGGAAAUGGAUUUCAAAACGAAAGAGCAGUAGGAUAUGGCGGAGAAUCAGGCAAUGGCUUUCUAAACGAAAGAUCUGUUGAAUAUGGGGGAGAAUCAGGAAAUAGUUUUUUAAACAAAAGAGCAGUAGAAUAUGGGGGAGAAUCAGGAAAUGGCUUUCUAAACGAAAGAGCAAUAGAAUAUGGUGGAGAAUCAGGAAAUGGUUUUCUAAAUGAAAGAGCAGUAGAGUAUGGUGGAGAAUCAGGAAAUGGUUUUCUAAACGAAAGAGCAAUAGAAUAUGGUGGAGAAUCAGGAAAUGGUUUUCAAAACAAAAGAGCAGUAGAAUAUGGGGGAGAAUCAGGAAAUGGUUUUUUAAACGAAAGAGCAGUAGAGUAUGGUGGAGAAUCAGGAAAUGGUUUUCUAAACGAAAGAUCUGUACAAAAUAGCGGAAAAUCAGGAAAUGGUUUUCUAAACGAAAGAUCAGUACAGCAGGGCGGAAAAUCAGGAAAUGGUUUUCUAAACGAAAGAUCUGUUGAAUAUGGGGGAGAAUCAGGAAAUAGUUUUUUAAACAAAAGAGCAGUAGAAUAUGGGGGAGAAUCAGGAAAUGGUUUUCUAAACGAAAGAGCAGUAGAAUAUGGUGGAGAAUCAGGAAAUGGUUUUCUAAACGAAAGAUCGGUUCAAUAUGGUGGAGAAUCUGGAAAUGGUUUUCUAAACGAAAGAUCGGUUCAAUAUGGUGGAGAAUCAGGAAAUGGUUUUCUAAACGAAAGAUCUGUUGAAUAUGGCGGGGAAUCAGGAAAUGGUUUUCUAAACGAAAGAUCUGUUGAAUAUGGUGGAGAAUCAGGAAAUGGUUUUCUAAACGAAAGAUCUGUUGAAUAUGGCGGAGAAGCGGGAAAUGGGCUGAAAUAG
Molecule: messenger RNA, 1290 nt
Organism: Lottia gigantea (owl limpet)
Lineage: Eukaryota; Metazoa; Mollusca; Gastropoda; Lottiidae
Exons: 1
Coding region: 1-1290 (429 amino acids)
Source: RefSeq, a predicted model, not a curated record